Messenger RNA from Cydia strobilella, 1132 nucleotides. RefSeq lists its product as uncharacterized. The coding region runs from base 429 to 1109 and encodes 226 amino acids. The transcript is spliced from 2 exons. The record is from RefSeq and is a predicted model, not a curated record. Lineage: Eukaryota; Metazoa; Arthropoda; Insecta; Lepidoptera; Tortricidae.
UUCUAAUAAUUUCGUUACUCGCAUGCGAUUUGUUGCAAGGUCUGUAGAGGCUUUAAAGCGACAUUCGAUACGAUCCCUACUUGCUGGUGACAGAACAUUGCAGUAAUUUCAAAGAGUAGUAUAAUAUAUAGGAGAAAGAGAGCCCUCUCGUGGAACUUUUUUGUAUCCAUUUUGAGUAAUAUCAUAAAUUAGUGUAUGUUAUUACUGUAAAGUAAUAUCCCCUAUUUGGUGCCAGACUUUGACCAUCAUUUGUGACUUUUGUUUUGCUUUAAGACAUCGGGGUCAUUGGGUCCCAUACAAACAUUUGAUCCUCAAAACAAACCUGAUCGACUGACACCAUUAAUUAGCCAGCCUUUUUCAACGAAAAUCCUUUGUGCUAUUGUCAUAGGUUAAUCCGGAUUUAUUACUGUUCCUAAAAUGCUGUCAUCAUGCUGUCACGUCAUAGUUGCGUUGUCGAUUGCAAUAUUGACACGUACAUAAACAAUAAUUUCAUAAGUAUAUUUACAUUGUGUCUAAGUAUUUUUGUUAUGUCGUUAAAUGAUUAUCAAGUACAUAAUAUCUACCGAUACACGAGGAAAACAUACAAACAGAAUAGGAACUGUCCGCGGGAUUGUACUCUUGACAAUUCACGGGAAGAUGGAACCGUGGAUCAACCUGAGAAUUCUAGAGAAGAGUUUGAUUUGAUAGAUCAUUCACCUAGAAGCGACGAUUAUGCUUUGGUCACUCCCGAGUGCCACUACGACUUGGAUACGCAAGGAGACGUGGCCAGCAUUCUGCACAAAAAAUGUCCAGUUAUAACCUUGGCUCAGCAACAACUUUCAAGGGUUCUCGAAGAGACUAACCAUAUGUUAUCCAGAGUCCCUGAAGAAAAUUGCAGUGCACUAAUUCGCUACAUAUGCCAUUGCAAGGAUGCAAUCUUAUGGCAAAACAGAGCAAAUUUUGUUCUGGGAGUCCUACUUUCUGUGGUGUUCCUCGCCGGUCUACUGUUUGUAGCGGCAACAUGCGGCACUCACUACGGGAAGUUCAAUAACCCAAUACUUAACUGUAUAGACAACUACUUUAUUCCUGACAGUAUAAGUAUUGAAGAAACUUUCCACUGUAUUACGUAAGAAUUAUUUUGUAAUUUUUAAAU